AUGAGCCACUACCAGGUGCCGGUGGUGAUCGACAACGGCUCGGGGACCAUCAAGGCGGGCCUGGCUGGCUCUCGGGAGCCGCAGUUCGUGUACCCCAACAUAAUCGGCCGCCCCCCAAGCCGCCCCGCGGGGAGCGAGGGCGCGCGGGAACUCUACGUGGGCGACCAGGCGCAGGAGCUGAGAAACGCGCUGGCCAUCAGCUACCCUGUGGAGAGAGGCCUCAUUACUUCCUGGGGGGACAUGGAGAACAUGUGGAAGCAUAUGUAUGAUCAUAACCUGAAGCUAAAGCCCUCUGAUAGCCCAGUUAUGCUUACCGAGCCAGCCCUGAACCCUCUGGCCAACCGGCAGCAGAUCAUUGAAGUGUUUUUUGAGCACCUGAAUGUUCCUGCCUUCUACAUGUCUGUCCAGGGGGUGCUGGCACUCUUUGCUGCUGGCUUCACAACUGGCUUUGUGCUGAGUUCAGGUGCGGGGGUUACCCAGAGUAUCCCUAUCUUCGAGGGUUACUGUCUGCCCCAUGGGGUCCUGCAGCUAGAUUUGGCAGGCAAAGACCUCACCAACUUCCUUAUGAUGCUACUGAAGGACCAUGGCAUCAUGCUACUCAGUACUGCGGACAAAAGAAUACUUGCAGACAUUAAGGAGACCUGUUGUUAUGUGGCAGUGAACUACGAAGAGGAAAAGACUAAGAAAGCUGAUUCUCUAGAAAAAGUGUACCAGUUACCUGAUGGGAAAAUGGUCAAGCUUCAAGAAGAGCUCUUUCAUUGUCCAGAGGCCCUCUUCUCACCAAUGCUCCUGAAUCUCAGUGCUCCUGGCAUUGAUAAGAUGUGCGUCAACAGUAUAAUGAAGUGUGACUCAGACCUGAGGAGUUCCUUCUUCUCUAACAUCAUCCUCUCAGGGGGAUCAACCACUUUUCCUGGCUUAGACAAGCGGCUAGUUAAGGAGGUAGCAAAGUUGGCUCCUGCCAACACUCCUGUGCAGGUAAUAUCGCCCCCAGAAAGGAAAAUAUCUGUAUGGAUGGGAGGGUCUAUUGUUGCAUCUCUGUCAGCCUUCCAGGACAUGUGGAUCACUGCUGCAGAAUUUAAGGAAGUUGGACCCAACAUAGUCCACCAGAGAUGCUUCUGA
Molecule: messenger RNA, 1119 nt
Organism: Suncus etruscus (white-toothed pygmy shrew)
Lineage: Eukaryota; Metazoa; Chordata; Mammalia; Eulipotyphla; Soricidae
Gene: ACTRT3
Product: actin related protein T3
Exons: 2
Coding region: 1-1119 (372 amino acids)
Source: RefSeq, a predicted model, not a curated record